GCAACACGGACUGUGUUCAGUGAUACACACAGAACCGGAAGUGAACAGCACACACGUGAAGAUGGGGAAACAGAAGAAACAUGGGCAGUUUAAAUCUGGAUCUAAACUUAAACCCGGAUUUAAAAAGCGACAGAAUAAAUGCGUCGUCAUGUUCGAUGAUAAAGACAGACAUGAGUUCCUCACCGGUUUCCACAAGAGGAAGGUGGAGAGACGUAAAGCGGCGGUGGAGGAGAUAAAGAACAAACUGAGAGAGGAGCAGAAACGCGUGAGAGAGGAGAGACAUAAAGAAUAUCUGAAGAUGCUGAAGGAGAGAAAGGAGGCACUCGAAGAUGCAGAUGAACUUGAUGAUGUCAUCACCUCGACUACAGAGUCAGUGCAAUACGAUCACCCCAACCACACCGUUACCGUGACGACCAUCAGCGACCUCGACCUCUCCGGCACACGACUGCUGGAGUCUCUGACCAAUAAUCAUCAGGCAGCAGGAGCGAGUGAUGAUGAAGAUGGAGAGAGGGGUGAUGAAGAGGAGAAAGUAGCGUUACCCAGGAAAGCAGGAAAUCCUCUCCUGUCCAAAAAGAUUCAGUCUCUGUCAGCAUCACUCCACUCCUUCACCAAACAGAAGAAGAAGAGAAAAAGUAAAAUGGACUUCAGGGGGCGGAGUCAGCAGGGGGACAGGAAGUCGUCGGUUGCCGUGGGCAACAAGCACCGCCUUGGCAAAACAACAAAGAAGCAGCGGCGCAAGCGGACGGGCAGGAAGGAUCGGAGUCAGGACUGAGGACUUUCUCAUGGUCUUCAUUACUGAACAACAAACAGAGCGACAAACAACAACAAUAAACACAUUUAUUACUUUGUUUAAAUAAAGUUAUAAAUAUUACAGAAGAGUUUGUAGAACCUUUAGAGUGGUUCCUCAGUGCUGGACUCUGGAACUCUGUGUGGUUCUGGAGCCCAAUCACUACUGAUUCUGCACUAUCCUGUCACACUGAUGGACCAGUAUGUGGUUCUGGGCGUGGCUAGUUGCCAUGGUAACGGGGGAAGCUUCAUGUCUCGCACCGAAUGCUAAGAGCGCCCGCAUGUGACCAUUUUUAUUUUUUAGCAUGGUGUUAUUUUGAUGACAUCAUCUUGUUGAUUGUCUUCACAAUAUUCAACAGAACCAUGUUAGAAACACACACACACACACACACACAAUAACCACCUGAAUGAGGAACCUGGAUCAGGUACGUUGCAUCUCUCGCCAUCCAGCCUGCAUCACGCUAAUAGAACUCCAGUACGGUGUGUUCUGAUUGGCUGAGAGCGGUCACUGUGUGUGUGUUAGGAAUGUACAGUGCUCUGAAAUUUGAAAAAAAAAGUGUGUGUGUGUGUGUGUGUGCAAAAUAAAUUUACACACAUUUCAGUUUAAUAUGAUCUCACAUCUAAAAAUGUUUCAUCUAUGUUAAUUACAAUAAUAAUAAUAGUAAUAGUAAUAAUAAUACAUGAAUGUGUGUGUCCUGAUGGAAUUAAGAACACAUGAUCAGUGCCUCACAUUUAUACAUUUUAUACUGUUUAUUGUUUAUUGUUAAUAAAAGUCAUAUUUACAAUCCA
Pangasianodon hypophthalmus (striped catfish) is the source of this 1575-nucleotide messenger RNA. RefSeq names its product nucleolar protein 12 (gene nol12). The transcript is spliced from 6 exons. Gene Ontology annotation, cellular component: nucleolus. The record is from RefSeq and is a predicted model, not a curated record. The coding region runs from base 62 to 772 and encodes 236 amino acids. Gene Ontology annotation, molecular function: RNA binding. NCBI's taxonomy places the organism in Eukaryota, Metazoa, Chordata, Actinopteri, Siluriformes, Pangasiidae.